AGUGGUUUCCUCUGCAACUAGCUUUCAUUUCCCCUUCCAAUUUCCACAUUUCAUAGUGGUUUUCCCUAAACCUUAAUUUUCGAUCUUGGUGGUUUCCAAUGGAUUUGAGCACCUCCCCAUCUCUUGCUUGGGCUGAAUCACCUCCCCGUUGGAAAUUCGACGUUUUCUUGAGUUUCAGGGGUGAAGACACCCGCAGGGGUUUCAUCUCCCAUUUAUACCGCGAACUGGAGUUCUGGCAAGCAUUCAAGACUUUCAAAGAUGACCAAGAGCUUGAAAUCGGAGCUGAUAUCUCUCCGGACCUCCUGAGCGCAAUCGAACAAUCACAUCUCGCCAUCGUUGUUCUCUCACCCAACUAUGCUUCUUCCACUUGGUGCUUACAUGAACUUUCCAAAAUUAUCGAGUCCAUGGAAACCAGAGAUAAGAGAAUUCUGCCGGUUUUCUUUAAUGUGGAUCCAUCCGACGUUCGACAUCAAAGGAAGAGCUUUGCUGAAGCCUUCUCUAAGCAUGAAGAAAAGUUUAGUGAUCAAAUAGAGAAGGUGGAGAAGUGGAAAGAAGCUUUAAGAAAAGUGGCUAAUUUCUCUGGAUGGGAUGCAAAGAAUUAUAAAUGUGAAAGUGAGCUUAUACAAGUCAUUGUGAGAUGUGUGUGGGAGAAACUGCAUCCUACAAUCACUUUGUCAAAUUGCAAAGACAAGCAGUUAGUCGGAAUUGAGAUUGGACUUGGGCAAAUGAGUUUGUAUUUAGCUCCUGAGGAAAAGGAUGUUCGAAUUAUAGGAAUAUGGGGUAUGGGUGGAGUGGGCAAGACUACCCUUGCUAGGCUAGUGUACGAGAGAUUAUCCCAUCAUUUUGAAGUGGCUGAGUUUCUUGUUGAUGGUCCUAUAGUUGAUCUUCAAAAACGGGUUCUUUCCCCAAUAUUGAAGGAAAAUAUUUCACAAGUUUGCGAUGAGUACAAAGGAACCUUUUUCAUUAGAAAAUGCCUGUCUAAUAAAAAGGUUCUUCUUGUUGUUGAUGAUGUUGAUAGCUGUGACCGCCUAAAAACAUUGGCCGGAUAUAAAUCUUGGUUUGGUGAGGAAAGCAGAAUCAUUGUUACAACUAGAGAUGAACGUGUGCUCGUCCAGAAUGAUAUAGAAAUGUCAUUUGAGCUAGCGGGCCUAUCUGACAGUAAAGCUAUUGAGCUCUUUUGUCAAAAUGCCUUCAAAAAAGAUCAGCCCAAGGAAGGCUUUUCAGAGCUGGCCAAGUGUUUCGUAGAUUAUGCCCAAGGGCUUCCAUUAGCUCUUGAAGUUCUGGGAGGUUUUCUGUAUAAGAGAGAUCUAGAGGCAUGGAAUAGUGCUUUGGAGUCACUAAAGAGAAUUCCUAAUCCGGAAAUAUUUGAGAAGCUCAAACUAAGUUAUGAUGCGCUAGAUGAUUUGCAGAAGAACAUUUUUCUGGACAUAGCAUUCUUCUACAAGGGGUUGGACAAGGGGCGAAUUAUUGAACUGCUACAACAUUGUUAUGGCUUAAAUGUUCAUAUUGUGAUAGAUGUUCUCGUCGAGAAAUCUCUCUUAACUAUUGAUCUGCCCAAAAAUGUUGGGAUGCAUGGUUUGGUACAAGAAAUGGCAUGGGAAAUUGUUCGUCAAGAGUCUCGGGAAGAGCCUUGUCUUCGUAGCCGUUUGUGCCAUCGUAAUGACAUCUUUCAUGUAUUCACGACAAAUACAGGAACAGAAGCAAUCAAAGGCAUCCGCUUAUGUUUACUUGGUUUAGAAGAGGCAGAUUCAAGCUGGAAUUGUGAAUGUUUCUCUAAGAUGCUCAAACUAACGCAUCUUGAAUUUAAUAAUUUAGUAAUUAAUUCAUGCCCCAAAUUCCUCUCAAAUUUCUUGAGAAUUCUCAAAUGGAAUUGGUAUCCUUUCAAAUCUCUUCCAGCAAAUUUCCGACCAAAUUUACUUGUUGAACUGAAGAUGCAAAGAAGCAAACUUGUCCGGCUUUGGGAUGAAAAACAGGACAUGCCUAACUUGAAAUAUAUGGAUCUUAGUGAGUCCAAAAACUUGAAGAAGACCCCAGAUUUCACAGGUAUUCCGAAUCUUGAGGAGUUGAAGCUUGCAAAUUGUGACAGUUUAGUUGAGGUCCAUGCAUCCAUUGCAGUCCACAAAAAGCUUAAAGAUUUGAUACUUGGUGAAUGUAAAAAUCUCAAGAGCCUCCCAAGUAAGAUAGAAAUGGAUUCUCUCGAGUAUCUCGACCUAAAUAGCUGCUCAAAAGUAGAGAUUCCAGAAUUUGGAGAAGGGAUGAAAAAUUUGUCAAGGCUUUUCAUACCGGGGACCGCUAGUAAGGAACUACCUUCUUCAAUUGAACAUCUUGUUGGCCUAACUUAUCUGUGUAUAUAUGAUAGCAAAAGUCUCCAGAGUCUUCCGGGUGCCGCAAUUUUUAAACUGAAGUCUCUUGAACAACUCAAUAUGGAAAGAUGCCCAAAGCUUAAGAAACUUGUAGAAAAUACGGGGGAGACGGUUUCUUUGAAGCCGCCAGCCUUGCGACAAAUUUUUGGUGGCUUUACGGGCUUAUUUAAAAGAAAGAGUCCAGAGCCUGUGUGCUUGCCGUUGCCAUGUCCAAGGGCUUUACCGUCUUUGCAGGAGUUAUUUCUAGAUGAUUGUAAUCUGUGUCAAGGAGUUAUCCCCGACGAUAUUGGUUACUGCUUGCCGUCUCUAAUUCGCUUGUUUCUUGGAGGAAACAAUUUUGUUAGUCUUCCUGCAAGCAUUAAAUGCCUUUCUAAGCUUCGGUCCAUUAAUUUGAAGAGGUGCAAAAGGCUUCAACAAUUACCGGAUCUCCCAUCGAAUGAGAGAUUAGAAGUUCAGGCAGACGAUUGUGAUUCCCUAAAAAUGUUGUCAGAACCAUCACAGCAGGGCAGAUUCAACAAAUUGGUGUACUUUGGUUUAACAACGGUCAAUUGCUUUGGAUUGAUUGGCAAUGAAGGCUUGAAUAAUGGAAUAUUUUCAACGCUAAGGAGAUUGGCCGCUCAGGGGAUCUCUCCAAAUGGUGCUCCUCUGUCAUUCGGUAUUGUAAGUCCUGGAAGUAAAAUUUCAGAGUGGUUCGAUACUCAAAGCGAGGGAGAUUCAUUGACUGUGGAGCUGCCUUCGGAUCGGGAAUCAUGUACAUCAGAGUGGAUGGGCAUUGUGUUUUGUGUUGUUUUUCCCGAUCCGAAAGAUCCUGUCACUCUCCAGUUUAAUGAUUUGUUAAUUGAAUGUUUAUCGCCUGGGAUUGGUAGAGAACACACACUGCAUAUCGAAAGGCAUAUGAUGGGAGAUCAUCUUUGGAUGUCUUUUAUGCCUCGUGGUCAAAUCCAGGAUACCACAGGCUGCUCUAUUAGGUUCUUAUUCAACGCGUAUUAUUCCUGGUUUGAUCGAAUACCAUGCUCGAAUUGUGUGAAGAGGUGUGGGGCCCGAGUGUUGUACGAGCAAGAUUUGAAAAACCUCCUCAGUGGAACAACCAACAUCUUGAAGCGGAGUCGUGAAUAUUGUGACUUGGAGGAGACACAGGCUGGGGAAGGUCCUAACAAUUGAAAAAGACUCAAGGCAUGAAUACCAAUCGAUCUAUGCGGAGCUGGGCUGCUAGUGGUCUCUUUGGCGACAAUGUUUUUCCACUGUUCUUCCUUUGAGUACCUGAGGAGCCCAUCCACAACAAGAUUUGUGGCACGUUGACCGGGGCUAUCUCUGCCUUUGUUACGAUGCCUUGUUGAUGUUGUUAAGACGAGGCUGAUCAAGAUGUCGCUUUGAUUAGUUUGAAAUUUCUCAUCCAUAUUCCUUUUGAUUUGUUGUCCUCGUUCCUUCUACUUUCAUAUUCAGUCCUACAAGUAGUAAAUUAUUGUGUACAAGUAAAUCCCUAUUUAUGUGUCUGGCCCAAACUCUAGGUUACUUGACCUAGUGAU
Molecule: messenger RNA, 3889 nt
Organism: Rosa chinensis
Lineage: Eukaryota; Viridiplantae; Streptophyta; Magnoliopsida; Rosales; Rosaceae
Product: TMV resistance protein N
Exons: 6
Coding region: 99-3524 (1141 amino acids)
Biological process (GO): signal transduction; defense response
Molecular function (GO): ADP binding
Source: RefSeq, a predicted model, not a curated record